This is a messenger RNA of Spodoptera exigua (beet armyworm), 2836 nucleotides long. The record is from the annotation of a GenBank genome assembly. Lineage: Eukaryota; Metazoa; Arthropoda; Insecta; Lepidoptera; Noctuidae.
CAGCCAUUUUCCUUAAACUGUCAAACGCAAAUGUCAAACAAUUCUGAAACAAAUCUCAAGAAUUUUGCGAUAAUCCCAACAAAAGUGUAAGAAAUAUUAGUCAAAUUCUAAUUUACAAUGUCGGAAAAUGGGCACGAUGCGUAAGAAAACUCAAGUGUCGUUCGUGAUCAGAGACGAGGAGGAACGGCGGCAUAAAAAUGGUGUUAGUUCAUUGCAACUCGAUCCAAUACAGGGCCGACUAUAUUCGGCCGGCAGGGAUGGAAUUAUUCGGGUUUGGAGUACUGCGAAUGGAGUCCAAGACCGGUACAUCCAGAGUAUGGAACACCACACUGAUUGGGUGAACGAUAUAGUGUUAUGUUGCGGCGGAAAAAACUUAAUUAGCGCAUCGUCGGAUACGACUGUAAAGGUAUGGAAUGCCCCUAAAGGCUUUUGUAUGUCGACGUUACGGACACAUAAGGACUAUGUACGAACUUUAGCGUACGCUAAAGACAAAGAACAGGUCGCCAGCGCGGGGCUGGACAGGGCAAUCUUUCUUUGGGAUGUUAACACACUGACAGCUUUGACGGCCAGUAAUAACACUGUAACUACAUCAAGUCUUGUUGGUAACAAGGAGUCCAUAUACAGUUUGGCUAUGAAUCCUCCUGGGACUAUCCUAGUAAGUGGUUCUACAGAGAAAGUACUUCGUGUGUGGGAUCCAAGAAACUGUUCAAGACUUAUGAAGUUAAAAGGACAUGCGGACAAUGUUAAAGCUUUAGUUGUAAGCAGGGAUGGGACACAGUGUGUAUCAGGCAGCUCAGAUGGAACAAUAAAAUUGUGGUCUCUAUCACAGCAAAGGUGUGUUUCUACCAUAAGAGUGCACUCUGAAGCUGUGUGGGCCUUGUUAGCUACUGAAACCUUCUCACACAUCAUAUCUGGUGGACGAGAUAGGCUAGUCAUUAUUACAGAGCUACGAAACCCUAAUAAUUUUAUGAUAGUAUGUGAAGAAACUGCCCCUAUACUUAAACUAUGCUUUACUGCGGACCAAAGUGGAGUUUGGGUGUCAACAUCCGAGUCUGAUGUCCGUUGCUGGAAACUGCCCCCACUAAAUUCUUUAGACAUGUAUAAUCAGAAUAAUUAUAAUACUAACAAUGUGUACCAAACACAGCCAUUACAUAACAUUCCUGGUGGACCUGCAAUCAAACAUUACACAGUAUUAAAUGACAAAAGACAUGUUGUAACGAAAGAUACCGCAAACAAUGUAGCUUUAUAUGAUGUGCUUAAAGCUUGUAAAGUAGAAGAUUUAGGAGAAGUUGAUUAUGAAGAAGAAGUUAAGAAGAGAUUCAAGAUGGUUUAUGUACCGAAUUGGUUCAACGUAGAUUUGAAGACAGGGAUGUUAACAAUACACUUAGGUCAAGAUGAGACAGAUUGUUUGAGCGCUUGGGUUAGCGCUAAAGAAGCUGGAUUAACUACGGAGAAUGAUCAGAAGGUGAACUUCGGAGCUCUAUUGCUGCAGGCCCUCUUGGAUCAUUGGAAUCAUCCGAAUAGAGUGAAUGAAGCGGGACAGAGAGUGAUUGGGAACAAUUACUUCAGUGUACCGCAACACACUCCUCUUAUAUUUAGCGAAGUUGGUGGUAGAACUCUAUAUAGAUUGCAAGUUGGUGAUGCAGGUGGAGAAACUGAAGGUAACCUCUUAGUGGAGACUGUACCAUCUUGGGUGGUAGAUGUGGCUAUAGAAAUGGCGGCUCCUAAAUUGAACAAAUUGCCAUUCUACUUGCUCCCUCAUUCUAGCUGUCAAAGCAAGCAGGAUCGGCAAAAGAAGGACCGCCUAGUAGCAAACGACUUUAUACAGUGUCGUAAAGUAGCUGAACAUGUGGUAGAGAAAAUAGUCGGUGGUGGUGACGUGAACGGGGCGAGCGCUGGCAGUGGUCGAGCUAGUGCCAAUGAGGAUAGUGGCAACGAUGCUCCCGAAGAACGAGUUGAGUUGCUGUGCUGUGAUCAGGUGCUCGACCCAAACAUGGACCUCAGGACAGUCCGCCACUUCAUAUGGAAAUCCAACGUAGAAUUUACACUACACUACAGAGUUCUAAAACAAUGAAACAAACCUAUUUACUCAGAUCAGUUCAGGAAGUACUGCACUUUCCAUUGCAUGUUUAGACAGUGACAGAAGAAAAAGUGAUAUCAAUAAAAAGUCUUGAAAGUACCACUGUUUAAAAAAGUGUUAAAAGUACCGGUGUUCAAAAAGUGUUAAUAGUACCACUAGCCUAAAAAAGUGAUGAAAGUAAUAGUGAAGUUUUUCUUUUAAAAUCUGAGUUCUGUGCUUCGUUGAGUGAAAUGAAGAUGGUUACAUCCACAAGAGGGAGCGAGACAGCUAUGUUUACGGAGUUUUCCUUGCCGUUAUUUUUCUUUGUUUGUUUUUUUCAACUUCUGUUAAAACAACUGUUGUGUGUGGGAUGUUUCGGUAGUCAAGCAUUAUCUCGAUUUUACAUUUACAUACUCAUCAACUUUGGCCAAAAAUGAAAUGAUUUGAUAGUAACUAUACUUUUUUUUCACAUUUUUUUUCUCAAUCUAUACUAAUAUUAUAAGGCUGUACAAUUUGUUUGUUUGAAUGUCCUAUUUUCCGAAGCUACUGGUUCGACUUGAACAAUUCUUUAUUAUGUUAGAUAGUCCAUUUAUCGAGGUCUGUUAUAGGCUAUAAAACAUCAGCCUACGUUCAAUAGGAGCCGCCCAGCUUGUAAAACUGCUCGUGAGUUUAUGAUAAAAUAGCUUCUUUUCGGUUUUACCAACGACUGUAAAAAGAAGGAAUGGGUUAAGCUCUCACAUCCGCUCAGGCCUGUAAUCCUCAUCCCAGACUGGUCGC